AUGGCGACGGAGGAAAUAAGGAAGCGGAAUAGUAAAUCGAAUGGACUAGAAAUGAGUGACGCUCAGAAAAAGGAAGAGCUUAACGAAUUAAAUGGAAAUAUUAAUCAUGAUCUCUUAGACUACAAACCAAACGGUUGGUUGGAAGUCACUCUGUUCAAGAUGGGCCACUCCACCGAGGACUUCAUAAGGAACAACAUCUCCUCCAUGAAGAUCAUCUCUCUGUUUAUUCUGAACGGACUCGUGAUCGGCUUCUUCUUCGCCUGCAUGUAUUACUGGAUGUAUCACGAUAACGAGCCGUUAGAGCUAUGUUUUGGCUUCGGCAGUCUCAUAGCGUUCCUGGGCAUCAUAUAUUCCUUCCUCAUCUAUUUCCAAAUCAUAAAAAGAUUCUUUGGGAACUGGUUCGAAAGGACCAUAUGGAGUAAGGUUGAUAGUAUCUCAUCAUUUUUAUGGGAAUAUGUCCUAUUCAGAUGGUGUCUUUGUUUAGCAGUUGUAGCAGCAAUUGGUGUAUUCUUAUAUAUUGACACAAAAGACGAUCCACAACGUCUCACAUCCUUGCUGGGUAUAUCAUUCCUAUUAAUUCUAGGUUUCGUGUUCUCUCUUCAUCCCGGUCGUAUUAAUUGGCGCACGGUCAUCGUUGGUUUCCUGAUGCAGUUCCUGUUUGGACUGAUAUUCAUCAGAUGGGACAGCGGUAGGCUGGCUCUGCGAUGUUUCUCCGAUAAAGUCGCUACGUUCUUGAGUUAUGGUGUGGACGGAGCUGAGUUUGUAUUCGGUGAACUCCUUGUUAAGACUGAACAAGUCUUUGCGUUUAGUACACUGCCAGUGAUAUUCUUCUUUAGUAUGCUGGUAGAAGUUCUAUUCUUCUGGGGAGCACUUCACUGGUUCUGUCUCUCAUUGGGUCGUAUUUUACAAUCUGCUACCAAGACCACAGUGUGUGAAAGCAUAAUUGCCGUGGGAAACAUGUUCUUAGGCAUGACAGAAUCAAUUUUAUUGAUAAAACCUUAUAUGGGAGUGAUGACUGCCUCCGAGCUACACGUUGUAAUGUCGUCAGGAUUUGCAACAGUUUCUGGGACAAUGCUGGCAGCGUAUAUUGGUUUCGGAGCUGAGCCGGCCCACUUGGUGACUGCGAGUGUGAUGUCAGCGCCGGCCGCGCUCUGCUUCUCCAAGUUGGUAUAUCCUGAGACAAGACGAUCUCUCACCACUGUAGACAACAUACCACGUGUGGAGAGAUUAUACAUUUUGCCUCCUCUAAUGACAACUGACAAGUCAGGCUCACAAAAAAUUCUACAACUCCUGCUUAGUGACUUUCGUCGCAAAAAACUCUUAAAUAUAAUUUAUGAUAAGCUUCAAUUUAUUUUAAUCCAAAGACAGGAUCAAUCAGCGCUGUCCGCAGCGACUCGUGGCGCAACCAACGGUAUACAACUGGUUCUCAAUAUCAUCGCCAACCUGGUUGCAUUUGUGGCGUUCAUCGCCUUCGUCAACGGCUUUAUAAGUUACUGCAGCGGGUUACUUGGUAACCCUGAUAUAAAUCUGGAGUGGAUAUUCGGCAAGAUCUUCAUACCGUUGUGUUGGCUGAUGGGUGUUCCGUGGGAGGAGUGCGAGCUGGUGGGAUCUCUGAUAGGUCUCAAGACAGUCGUGAACGAGUUCGUGGCGUACCAGCGCAUGGGAGAGAUGAAGCGAGAGGGCCUGCUGUCGCCGCGGUCCGAACUGAUCGCGACCUACUCCCUGUGCGGCUUCACGAACCCUUCGUCAGCUGGUAUCAUGAUCGGAGCCAUCUCCGCGAUGGCGCCCAACCAGAGAGAGACACUAUCCAGUUUGGCUGUGAGAGCAUUUUUCACGGGUUGCGCAAUAUGCUUCAUGAACGCGUGUAUAGCAGGUAUAUUAAUGCCAGACGGCUCGUUCGGUUAA
Molecule: messenger RNA, 1905 nt
Organism: Danaus chrysippus (African queen)
Lineage: Eukaryota; Metazoa; Arthropoda; Insecta; Lepidoptera; Nymphalidae
Source: the annotation of a GenBank genome assembly